This is a messenger RNA of Notolabrus celidotus (New Zealand spotty), 2310 nucleotides long. Its product is annotated as glycine N-acyltransferase-like protein 2. Gene Ontology annotation, cellular component: mitochondrion. The transcript is spliced from 4 exons. NCBI's taxonomy places the organism in Eukaryota, Metazoa, Chordata, Actinopteri, Labriformes, Labridae. Gene Ontology annotation, molecular function: glycine N-acyltransferase activity. The record is from RefSeq and is a predicted model, not a curated record. Bases 354 to 980 code for a protein of 208 amino acids.
AUGAAAACAUACAGGUACACAGCGAUGGCCACAGUCCAGAAAAAGGAGCUGGUGUUGGCGAAAGUGGAUACAGCUCCUUGAACGAUGCAGUCCAGCGAGUCGGUGUGGAAAACUCUCCAGACCCCGUAGGCGUACGAGACCGCGGACAGCCAGUCAGACACCGAGAGGUAGACCAGGAGCCUCCUCGGAGUUGUCCUCAAGUCUUUGAAUAUGAAGAAGUCAGGAGGAACAACAAGUCAAGGCAUGUUCCAACACGCCACCAACAGCCAGGCCGGGUGCAUGAGCCUGCUCCUAGACCAGAGGGGGAGGAGCAGAGGAUCAGAGAGGGGGGAAACCCAGAAAAAAAGCCCAGCAUGACUCAGCCUGCUUCAGUCGGUAUACCAAGCUCACAUGGUCAGCUCAUCAAAGAACUGGCCUCUCUUAGAGGUUUGGAUAUGACUGAAUAUGGGGGAUACAACACCUUCAUCCACCACAAUCAAGAGAGUAUGGUCUGGCAGGGGAAGAUGGCGCCGCUGCCAGUUUCCAUUCUGGGCGAGUCCCACGCUGAGCUGGUGGACGCACACUUGUCUUACGGAGGCAGCAGAGAGAGCCUGGACCACGUGAGAGCCUGUAUCCGCCAUCUACCAAACCACUGUGUGAGGGACGAGAAAGGCUGGCCCCAGUCCUGGAUGCUGUCUGACGAGCUGUGUGAGCUGAGGAUGGCUUACACCCUACCAGAAUACAGACGGGCCGGUCACCUCCUGGCUCUGUCUGUGGCUCAGAUCCGCAGCAUGAGCUCUGCGGGCCUGCCUGUCUACUGCCACGGCAACCAGCAGAACCAGGCCAUGAUUAACGCUGUGACCUCGCUUGGCUUUUCUGCCUGUCCUGGUAUGGAGAACAUCUCAGUGCUGCUGAUAUGCAGGACAGAGUGUAAGCAGCCAAUUAAUGAAGUCUGCUGGAUGAUUGACCCCACACUGGCAGGAAAAGAUGUUUUAUGGUAAGAGGAAAAUGUAACACCCUCUCUCCUUCUUCUAUGAUUCCUGUUUCCUUACAGAGCUCAGGGAAUGCUGUGCUUUAGACAGCUUAGUCCGUCACUGACAGCAAACUGCAAGUAGAACAAACUCAAAAUAACAAUUUCUGUGGCCUUAGGGUGGCUUUGAUGGAUAUGCCAGACAUGCUGCUAUUUCUCACUCGCUUAGAAAAUGUAUAGAAAUAUCCCUCAGUUUAAGACCAAUGCAAAUCGGUCUUUAGUUUGACACAGUGGCGUGUUCUGCACUGCUUUUCUUGAACAAAAAGACUCCUUAAUCUGCAGAUCACCAAAGAAGGCUCUCCUCCACCUGGGACCCCUCCCUGGAGGUGUGCUGUUCCACUGCUGAUUGCCUCUCUGUAUUUUAGCAGCAAUGCACCAUUCAAGUCUGCAGGCAAACUUGACAAAUGAGCAGGGAUCUGAGCGGAGGGGAUACUCGUACUGCACCACACAUCCUGUCCCAUCCACAUCCCCCUGUCCCGCAGUGGUGCACCUCUCUCUACUGAUGCCCUUUCCUUUCUCUAAACCAGCAAGAGCUCCUUUCAAAGUCACACAAGUACAAAACACGCUAAAUGCACAUUUGCUGAUGCGUGUGCAUAAAAACGCGGCUGUAAGAGUAAGUCUGUUAACACACGUUCAUUUCUAGUGAUGCGUCUUAACUAAACUUAUGUAUAAAUUCAAACUUAGGAUGCACCAAUUAAUAAUCCAAACCCUUAAUUAUUAAUCCCUAAUGAUUAAUGUGUUAACUUCAAUAAUAAGGGAGAAUUACAAUUCCAAUCCUGGUAUCCGUUUAAAUGAUUAUUAAAGUAUGUUUGGAAACUUGUGAAUGGGACUAAAACAAUUAUUUGAUUAUCAGAUUUGCAGCUUUCAUGAUAAAUGAUUGUUAAAGCCACAGUUAACUGGAUAAAGCAAAAACAUUUGCUUCUCCCAGCUUGUGCAUUCAGAUGAUUUGCUGCUUUAUCUGUUUUAAUAUAAUUUUUAAUUGAAUAUAAUUUGAUUUUAAGACUAUGAGUUGGAAAAAAAAAGACAUUAUUAUUGUCAGCUUUGACUCUUGGAAACUGCAUUUAUUAUUUGAUGACAGUUUCAGACUAAAUAUUUUAUGAGGAAAUGGAAGAUAAGAUGAUAAUAAAACUGAUGGUGGUGUCAGCACAGCUUGUACAUUCAGUGUGGUGAUAUCUGCAAAACAAAAAGAACAAAUGUGAUUUUUAUACAAAAUUGUUUCUAGCAGAUCAUUCUUGCUAAGAAGUUUCCUCUAAAAAAACAGUCAUUGUACAUGUAACACUUUAAAAUGAGAAUGUUUCGUC